Messenger RNA from Oryza brachyantha (malo sina), 3546 nucleotides. RefSeq names its product probable LRR receptor-like serine/threonine-protein kinase At1g06840. Gene Ontology annotation, biological process: protein phosphorylation. Gene Ontology annotation, molecular function: protein kinase activity; protein binding; ATP binding. The coding region runs from base 293 to 3292 and encodes 999 amino acids. NCBI's taxonomy places the organism in Eukaryota, Viridiplantae, Streptophyta, Magnoliopsida, Poales, Poaceae. The record is from RefSeq and is a predicted model, not a curated record. The transcript has 21 exons.
UUAAUAACUCCCCGGAUUCGCAAAGCGCCCGCGAGGCCGCAACCCCUUUCUUCCUCCUCACCUUCUCCUGUUCAAAGCCUCACCAACCCACCGCACCCAGCUCAGGCUCAGCUCGCCUCGCCGGUGGGAGGGGACGGGACGCGAUCCCGGAGCAAAGGGAGGGCGCCGGAUUCGAUUGGAUUGGACUGGAUGGGGGAGAGCCGCGUCCGCGUGGGCCGGUGAAUGCGACAGCCGCACGGGCUAAAAGGCUGCAGCAGCAGCAGGAGCGAGCGAGGCGCUGGCCUGGUAGUAUAUGUUCCCGCGGUUUGUCGCUGUGGCCGAGGGUCCUGUGUCAGGCGCCAGGUCUCCGGGCGGCCGGGUGCUUCGUAGGCUGGGUGCUCCCGUCCCCGAUCGAGCUGCUGAAUCGCUGUUUGGAUUGGAGAGCGGCCGGUCUGCGGUUGCAGACAUGGCAAAUUUCGGAGGUUUUCGGCGUGUGGUGAUCGUGGUUGUUCUGUGCAUUUUCCAUGUGAAUGUCGUACGGGGACAGAGCACUGACCCUGACGAAGUAAGUGCUCUCAGGGCUAUCAAAGGCAGAUUGAUUGAUCCAAUGAAUAAUCUGAAGAACUGGAAUAGUGGAGAUCCAUGUACAUCAAGUUGGAGAGGAGUCUUCUGUGACAACAUACCAAUAAAAAAUUAUCUUCAUGUAACAGAAUUGCAAUUAUUUAAGAUGAACCUUUCUGGGACUUUGGCACCAGAGAUCGGUCUUCUAUCCCAAUUGAAAACAUUGGAUUUCAUGUGGAACAACUUGACUGGUAACAUCCCGAAAGAGAUAGGCAAUAUUUCAACACUCAGGCUUAUAACUUUGAAUGGUAAUCACCUAUCUGGUUCUUUACCAGAUGAGAUUGGCUAUCUCCAAAACUUGAACAGAUUACAGAUAGACGAAAAUGAGAUAUCAGGGCCCAUACCUAAAUCAUUUGCUAAUUUAACAAACAUGAGACAUCUUCACAUGAACAAUAACUCAUUAAGUGGGCAAAUCCCAUCUGAGCUGUCCAAAUUGCCUCUACUGCUCCAUCUCCUUGUGGACAGCAACAAUUUGUCUGGACCUCUUCCUCCAGAACUAGCAGAGACUCGUAGUUUAAGAAUACUUCAGGCUGAUAACAACAACUUUAGCGGAAGUUCCAUCCCUGCUGCAUACGAGGACAUACCAACACUUCUAAAGCUGAGUCUUAGGAACUGCAAUUUGCAAGGAGGCAUACCAGAUAUGAGUCGCAUACCUGAAUUUGGCUAUUUGGAUCUUAGCUGGAACAAACUGACAGGAUCUAUACCAACAAAUAAACUUUCUUCGAAUGUCACUACAAUUGAUUUGUCACACAACUCUCUUAAUGGAACUAUUCCAUCAAGCUUAUCAGGGAUGCCUAAUCUUCAGUUUCUAUCGAUUAAAGGAAAUCACAUAGAUGGUGCUGUCCCGUCAACAAUUUGGAGUAACAUCACUUUUGGGGGAAAUCGAAGCCUCCUUGUGGACUUCCAAGAUAAUUCUCUUGCCACUAUUCCGGCUGCAUUCGAGCCUCCACAAGCAGUCACUAUCCUACUUUAUGGGAACCCUGUAUGCACAAAUUCUACUCCCGCUCGAGCUGCUGGUGUUUGCCAACCCACAUCUAUAACGGAAGCUCCAUCUGGACAGGGACCACGAGCUAGCAUAAACUGUUCUCCUUGCCCAACAGAUAAAAGUUAUGAAUACAAUCCAUCAUCACCCCUACCUUGUUUCUGCGCUGUGCCUCUGGGAGUUGGAUUUCGGCUGAAGAGUCCAGGAAUCUCAGAUUUCCGUCCCUAUAAAGAAGACUUUGAGAAAAACUUAGCCAAUCUGUUGGUCCUGGCUGAUUACCAAUUAUACAUUGAACGGUACAUAUGGGAGAUCGGUCCAAGGCUGAAUAUGCAUUUGAAAUUAUUCCCAAAUAAUACGAAUUUAUUCAAUACGUCCGAAGUUGUGAGGCUCAGACAUCAACUUGCUGCAUGGGAGAUUACUCUAUCAGAUGUAUUUGGUCCGUAUGAGCUUCUCAACUUCACACUUGGUUCCUAUGCAGAUGACUUCCCAACUGUGGUGUCGUCAGGUUUAAAGAGGGGUGCAUUAGCUGGUAUUUUGGUAGGGACUAUCACUGCUUCUAUUGCGGCAUCUGUGUUUUCUACGAUAUUUAUAAUGAGAAGACGUUCAAAACGCAGAACUACUUCUAGGCGGUCAUUACUUUCAAGGUAUUCUGUCAAGGUUGAUGGUGUGAGAUGCUUCACAUUUGAUGAAAUGGCCGCAGCAACAAAUGAUUUUAACGAUUCAGCUCAAGUUGGUCAAGGGGGUUAUGGAAAAGUUUAUAAAGGAAAUCUAGCUGAUGGAACAGCUGUUGCAAUCAAACGGGCACACGAAGGUUCUCUUCAAGGUUCAAAGGAGUUCUGCACAGAAAUAGAGUUGCUAUCAAGACUACAUCAUCGUAAUUUAGUUUCUCUGAUUGGCUAUUGUGAUGAAGAAGAUGAACAGAUGCUGGUGUAUGAGUUCAUGCCAAAUGGUACUCUGCGUGAUCACCUUUCUGCCAAGUCUAGAAGACCUCUGAACUUUAGCCAGAGGGUACAUAUUGCCCUGGGUGCUGCAAAGGGAAUCCUCUAUCUACACACCGAAGCAGAUCCUCCUAUAUUUCAUCGUGAUGUUAAGGCCAGCAACAUCCUACUGGACUCCAAAUUUGUUGCGAAAGUGGCUGACUUUGGUCUUUCAAGGCUUGCCCCAGUACCAGAUGUUGACGGAACUAUGCCGGCUCAUAUCUCCACUGUUGUUAAGGGUACCCCAGGCUAUCUUGAUCCAGAGUACUUCCUUACUCACAAACUGACGGACAAGAGCGACGUGUACAGCCUCGGCGUCGUGCUUCUAGAGCUCUUGACUGGGAUGAAGCCAAUCCAGCAUGGCAAGAACAUUGUCAGAGAGGUAAACACGGCUUACCAAUCGGGCGACAUCGCCAGAGUCAUCGACGAGCGGAUCAUCUCCAGCCCUCCGGAGUGCGUGGCGAGGCUCGCCGCGCUGGCCGUCAAGUGCUGCAGAGACGAGACCGACUCGAGGCCGUCCAUGGCCGACGUCGUGAGGGAGCUGGACGCGCUGCGGGGCGCGCUGCCGGAGGGAGAGGACCUCCUCCCGGAGUACGCCGACCAGUCAGCCACCUCCUCCUCCCUGACCGGGCCGCUGUCGUCGUCGUCGACCACGGGGGCGCUCUUCAUCUCCUCCGGCAGCGGCGGCAACGCCAAGAGCGGCAUCCCGUCCGGCACGGUGGCUCCCCGGUAGCAUCAUCGCGUGCCGGCUAACGUAACGUUUUUCGUUUUUUUUUUCCGUGUCGUGUGUAAAGAAAAAAAAAUUGGCUGUAGAGUGUAAGCAAAACGCGGAGGUCUGUGCAGUGCAGUACUGUAGUAAGUAUGAUCACUCCUGACUGACUACUGACUGGUCUUCUUCCAGUUCCAGGUGAUUUCUUUGGUCUUUACACGAGUUAUUAGUCGCCGCUGUAAUUAACUAGAUGAAUGCAGCUAACCUUCACAUCUUCA